AUGGACGGUUUGCAGUUGAUUUUUAUUGACCGCAUUUCCGAACCCACCGAUGAUGCAUCCCUGACUGUCGUGAGUGAAAAAGGAGCCGAUGUUACGCAGGAGUCGUCGUGCAGCUCGAAAUGUGGCGGCUCGCCGCUGAAGUUUCACUUCAUGACGUUGAAGGACCUGGAGACGCUGGUUGUAGUGCUGAAAUGCAAGAAUGCAAAGUUUGUUCGUGACGGAGUGCCGUUUGAUUUGAAAACAGUCUGCGACCCGUUUAUUUGGGUUGCUUGCGAUGCUACCGACUUUCACCAUACCGCAUUGAUGGGUUUAACGAAGAAAAACAAGACCGUUGUGACUUAUCAGGUCGGGGCGCUGGGUGAGUUCUUUUUGAUACUGUUAUGCAUAGCACGGUUGACGUAG
Gongylonema pulchrum is the source of this 402-nucleotide messenger RNA. NCBI's taxonomy places the organism in Eukaryota, Metazoa, Nematoda, Chromadorea, Rhabditida, Gongylonematidae. The record is from the annotation of a GenBank genome assembly.